UUCAAAAGCUCGUGAGAGAGAGGGAGGAAGAAGAAGAAGAAGAAGAAGAAAAGAGAAAGAAGAGAGUUUCAGAGAUUCAUCUCACAGUCCCUCGCGCCGUUUUUGGGAUCUGAAACUCAAUUAAAUUCAGCUUCUUUUCUUAAUCAAGAUUAAUUCUUCACUAAUUGUUGUGAUUAUUGUUAUUGUUUCAGUGAAGUGAAAUUUGUGAUUUUUUUUGUGUGUUGAAUUUUUGGGGCGAUCAAAUGGGUGAAGGUGAGGGUAGUGAUAUCCCUCCAAAAAACGCACCAUUGGAUUCUGUUAAGAAGCUUGCUAGGCAGCUCGAUUUCAACGCUUUUGGUGGCACGCCGGUAACAGCGCCUCUGCCGGAACACCCACAACCAUCUCCGACACUUCCUCCUCUUCCUGCAACCAAAUUGGGGAAACCAGAAUCUCCAAAAUCAAAAUCAAGACCCAACUUUGAGACAAAAGAUGCUACUCCAAAGAAGCAAAAGCAGUGCAAUUGUAAACAUUCAAGAUGCUUAAAGCUAUAUUGUGAAUGUUUUGCGUCAGGGAUAUAUUGUGAUGGUUGCAACUGUGUAAAUUGUUUUAACAAUGUUGACAAUGAAGCGGCUAGACGAGAAGCCGUUGAAGCAACUUUAGAACGCAAUCCAAAUGCCUUUAGGCCGAAAAUUGCAAGCAGUCCUCACGGAACACGUGAUAACAAGGAGGAGACUGGGGAAGUUAAAGUAUUGGUAAAGCACAACAAGGGGUGUCAUUGUAAAAAAUCUGGGUGCCUCAAGAAGUACUGUGAAUGUUUCCAAGCCAACAUUCUUUGUUCUGAAAACUGUAAAUGCAUGGAUUGCAAAAACUUUGAAGGAAGUGAAGAGCGACAGGCUUUGUUCCAUGGAGAUCAAAACAACAAUAUGGCGUAUCUUCAGCAGGCAGCCAAUGCUGCUAUAACUGGAGCUAUUGGUUCCUCUGGUUAUUCAUCACCACCAGUAGCAAGAAAAAGAAAAGGUUCGGAACUCUGGCCGUCCAUCAGGGAUCCAUCGUUUGGAAAGCUAGGACAACAGGCAAAUCCUGUCAGAGGUCCUGCAGCACCCUCCUCAUCCUUGUCUCCUGUCCCAGUACCUCGUGUUGGACCUUCAACAUUAGGCCCUUCAAAAUUUAUGUACAGGUCUCUUUUAGCAGACAUCAUACAACCACAGCACCUGAAGGAGCUUUGCUCUGUUCUAGUGCUAGUAUCUGGACAAGCCACAAAAACACUUACAGACCAGAAAAAUUUAAUAGAUAAGCACACAGAUGAUCAGACAGAAACUUCUCUUGCUUCCUCAAAUCAAGAGCAAUUACCAAAUCAAAAGGAAGCUGAUGUUGAGAAAGCUGUGGCUGAUGAUUGUUCGAGUGCAAACCAAACUGAUAAAACCAGUCCUGAAAAUUCCAGUUCAGAUGGUGCUGAUGUUCCAAAAGGGAGGCCAAUGUCUCCUGGAACUUUAGCAUUGAUGUGUGACGAGCAAGAUACAAUGUUCAUGACUGCUGCCCCCUCUACUGUGUCGAUGGCUCAUGCUUGCAACACAUCUUCACAAUUGCCUUAUGGACAAGGAGCGAAAGAGAUCUAUGCAGAGCAAGAAAGGAUCGUAUUGACGAAAUUCAGAGAUUUUCUUAAUAGGGUUAUCACUAUGGGCGAAAUAAAUGAGACGAAGUGUUCUUCAUUAGCCAGAAGUGAGUUAGAGACUCAAAAGGACCCAAUCAUCAAUCGAACUGAAAAUACAAGUACUGAGGCAGCGCAUCAGCAAGGACUGGGAUCCACCUGUAAUAACGUUGGCAAAGCAGUUGGCAACACCAUCACUUCAACACCUAUGGUCCCUUGCAACACCGUCACUUCAACAACUUUGAUCCCUUGCAACACUAUUACUUCAACACCUUUGGUCCCUUGCAACACCAUCACUUCAACGCCUUCGGUCCCUUGCAACACUGUCACAUCAACAACACCUUUGGUCCCUUGCAGUCUUGUUUCGGAAAAUGGGGAAAUUAAGCCGAAGGUCGAACAAUAGAUAGAGAAGGAGUCUAACUUAGAUGAGCAGAGGUACCAUUUGGAAGUAAAACUAGAAGAAUGUUUUGUGCGUGUGUUCUCUGUAAUGGAAAAACAUUGUCAUUCUUCAUUUUCUGGCAUUCCUACAGUUAAAGCCUACAGAAAAACCAGUCCAACUAAGAUCCAUUUUCUUUUAUCAAUUUUGUUGUUCUAAUUCAUAUUUAUAUGAAUUAAUUAUUCAGCUUCAACAUUGCCUGUAAAUUACAUAAUUGUAAUUUCAUAAAAGAAACAAUGUAACCUAAUUCCCCUUUCUAGGGCUUUUUUUC
This is a messenger RNA of Medicago truncatula (barrel medic), 2334 nucleotides long. RefSeq names its product protein tesmin/TSO1-like CXC 5. The record is from RefSeq and is a predicted model, not a curated record. Gene Ontology annotation, cellular component: nucleus. The transcript has 8 exons. The coding region runs from base 243 to 2030 and encodes 595 amino acids. Lineage: Eukaryota; Viridiplantae; Streptophyta; Magnoliopsida; Fabales; Fabaceae. Gene Ontology annotation, biological process: regulation of DNA-templated transcription.